This is a messenger RNA of Anthonomus grandis grandis, 870 nucleotides long. RefSeq names its product pre-mRNA-splicing factor ATP-dependent RNA helicase DHX16-like. Gene Ontology annotation, cellular component: intracellular anatomical structure; catalytic step 2 spliceosome. The coding region runs from base 142 to 825 and encodes 227 amino acids. Lineage: Eukaryota; Metazoa; Arthropoda; Insecta; Coleoptera; Curculionidae. Gene Ontology annotation, molecular function: RNA binding. The transcript has 4 exons. The record is from RefSeq and is a predicted model, not a curated record.
AUUCCAGGAAUAAACGACCUGGGUUCACUUCGAUUUCCUGGACCCCCCCACCCCACGAAACCUUAGUACUUGCACUGGAACAAUUAUAUGCCCUAGGGGCCCUCAAUCAUCACGGCGAAUUAACUAAAUUGGGGUCGAAGAAUGGCCGAAUUCCCGGUUGACCCGAUGAUGGCCAAAAUGCUGUUGGCCUCUGAAAAAUACAAAUGUUCGGAAGAGGUCGUGACUAUUACCGCGAUGUUGUCGGUUAAUGGAGCAAUUUUUUAUAGACCUAAAGAUAAGAUUAUACACGCGGAUACGGCCAGGAAGAACUUUAAUAGCAUAUUUGGAGAUCAUUUGAGUUUGUUGAACGUGUACAACCAAUGGCGGGACACGGAUUACUCGUUGCAAUGGUGCUACGAAAAUUUCAUACAGUAUAGGUCCUUAAAGAGGGCAAGGGACGUAAGGGAACAACUGGUAGGUUUAAUGCAACGGGUCGAAAUUGAUAUGGUAUCAAACGUGAGCGAGACCAUAGACAUCCGAAAAGCGAUCACGGCCGGCUACUUUUAUCAUAUCGCCCGCCUAUCCAAGGGCGGACACUAUAAAACUGUGAAACAUAACCAGACUGUAACGAUUCAUCCCAAUAGCGCCCUAUUUGAGGAGCUUCCCAGGUGGGUUCUGUACCACGAGUUGGUGUUUACCACGAAAGAAUUCAUGCGUCAAGUGAUAGAGAUCGAAAGUAAAUGGUUGCUUGAAGUUGCCCCACAUUACUAUAAACCUAAAGAGUUGGAAGAUUCGACUAAUAAAAGGAUGCCGAAGAAUGUGGGGCGAAGUACGAGGACUGAAUGAUUUUUUUUAAAAUUUGAUUAUGUUAAAUAGAGAAGUGUAACAGUA